Salvelinus fontinalis (brook trout) is the source of this 1294-nucleotide messenger RNA. RefSeq names its product bombesin-like. Lineage: Eukaryota; Metazoa; Chordata; Actinopteri; Salmoniformes; Salmonidae. Gene Ontology annotation, cellular component: neuron projection. The coding region runs from base 602 to 1012 and encodes 136 amino acids. The record is from RefSeq and is a predicted model, not a curated record. Gene Ontology annotation, biological process: neuropeptide signaling pathway; positive regulation of hormone secretion. Gene Ontology annotation, molecular function: neuropeptide hormone activity; neuromedin B receptor binding. The transcript has 3 exons.
CAAAAAAGUUGUGCCUUUACUAGUCCUGUAUUAUAGGACUGAUAAGGCCUUCUGUAAUAUGAUCAACCACUUCAAUAGUUGCAUUGCAGAGUUCUCCAAAAUAGGCCUAUUCAUCUAUAGAUUAGUUCUCUAAACUAAGAAUAUUGGAAUAUUCCCCCUGCAGUGCCCUUAAUUGAGUUUAUUAUGGACUAAUUCAUUUUGAAAUCAUUGACAUGUUGACAUCGACAUGUUUCCUGUAGCUGUUGACACUGAUAGGCUAUAUUAAACUCACCUAUUGUUCGAGCUAAUCGCUCGUAAUUUACGCAGCAAAUAUCAUUUAUAGAUUUAAAGAUUACGCACGAAUCAUUACGUUGUGACCGAUUUAAACUGUGAGAUUGAUUGACAGCUUGGGUUUGGUCAACAACCAUUCUUGUGAAUUGCUCUGCAUAAAAUUCCCCUGACUUCGUGUCGGUGUCACGCAAGAGAGCCCACCCAGAUCAGCAUGGUAUAAAUGCAGCAUCGGAUUGGGUUUGAAAGUCUGUCACGAAUAACUGCGCUUCUAUUGCCAUUUGGAAAUUUUGCGUCCAGGAGGAGAGUUCUAUAGCCUAUUUCUUCCGUAGAGAUGUCCGGAUUUUUUUUGAACGUUUGCCAACUUGGUUUUUUUACCUACCUUGUGCUUUUUUCUUACAUUUCUGUAACCACUUCAGUGAGUUUUGAUUUAACCGAACUUGGAAAUAAAGUUGCGAAAAUUAAAGUUAAUCAAAGAGGGAAUCUUUGGGCGACAGGUCAUUUUAUGGGCAAGAAGAGUGUCAUGGAUAGCCCUCUGCUCCAGUCUCCCGAUGGGCAGUCUGUGGAUGCGUUCGAGGUCGCCUUGAGUCCGGAGCAGAACGGGAUGAGUAAUCUCUUCCAAGAUGUGCUGAGGGUCGCGUUGCAAGCCCAACUCAGAGAUGACACAGAGAACCGCUCGAAAAACCAGGAGACUGGAUUGUUGAUGAAGAUAUUAGAGAGCUACAUUGAAAACAACAGAAAGUGAUGCAGAGGUCUAUCAUAAUGUUCCUUAUAACCAAGAUGAAGUCAUCCAGUCUAUGUCUAUAAAGGUUUUGGUCAACAUGGAAUCAAAUCUCAUAUGCUUUAACGUGAUUGUAACAUGUCUGUUCAGUUUACAGUUGACCAAAAUGCUAUUUGCAAUGUCACUGGAUCUGAAAUGAAGGGUGAAUCAAAUGUACAUGUGUAUUUAUCGUUUUUGAGGAUGUGCUGCAUUGUAUUGUUGAUAUUAAAUUAUUUAUAUUCAAUAAAACCAAUUAUUUUCAAAUUC